UCUCUUUCUAAAAUAACAGUAAAACACUAAAACCCCACAAAAAAAAAAAUGGCGUCAAAAAUUUUGCAGGGAAAUAGACCAAUUAGCAGCACUAUAAAUCCAUCUCCUCUCCCUCUAUUUUCUCACACAAACAACAAUAAUAUUAACAGAUAUUACCCAUUUCUUUGCAAAUUCAAACCAAAUAAUCAAAAUUUACCACUUUUUUCCAAUCUUUCACCUAAAUUUUCUGGGCAAUACUCAAAUUCUCUCUCUUUAAAUUGCUUCAGAUCUUAUAAGAAGCCACUUAAUCUUCAAGCAUUCUCUGUAAAAUCUUUCAAAAGAUCUGAGAGCCUAGAGAAAGAAAAAGAAAUGACAAUAGCACCAGCUGUUCGAAUUGCUGACGGGAAAGCAAUUGUAAAAGACCGGACCAUCCUAACUGGAGUUCCAGACAAUGUGAUAGCAACCUCAGGCUCAUCAUCUGGUCCGGUGGAGGGAGUUUUUGUAGGGGCAGAGUUCGAUCAACUGAGCAGCCGCCAUGUGGUGUCAUUAGGCUCUCUUAGAGAUGUCCGGUUCAUGGCAUGUUUCCGGUUCAAGUUAUGGUGGAUGGCCCAAAAAAUGGGUGACAAAGGUGGUGAGAUUCCUUUGGAAACUCAGUUUUUAUUGGUUGAGACCAAAGAUGGGUCGCACAUUGAAUCAGACGAUGGAGAUGAAUCCAAUCAAAUCAUCUAUACAGUGUUUCUUCCUUUGGUUGAGGGUCCAUUUAGGGCUUGCCUACAGGGGAACACACAGGAUGAUCAGUUAGAGCUUUGCUUAGAGAGCGGGGAUGAUGAAAUCAAAGGGACUUCAUUCACUCAUUCUCUGUUUGUUAGUGCAGGGACCGAUCCCUAUGCCACGAUCUUUGAGGCUAUGAGGGCCGUUAAAUCUCAUCUCAAGACGUUUAGGCAACGUCAUGAGAAGAAGUUACCUAGCAUUAUUGACUAUUUUGGGUGGUGUACUUGGGAUGCAUUUUACAAAGAAGUUACCCAAGAAGGCGUUGAGGCCGGAUUGGCUAGCCUCUCUGCUGGUGGGACCCCACCUAAGUUUGUGAUCAUUGAUGAUGGUUGGCAGUCUGUUGGGGUGGAUCAACAAAAGGAAACUUCAUCGGAAGAGGAUGAACUAGUGCCAAGACUAACUGGGAUUAAGGAGAACGAGAAGUUUCAAAAAAAGGAUGACCCUAGUGUAGGGAUUAGGAAUAUAGUAAAUAUAGCUAAGGAAAAAUACGGGUUGAAAUACGUGUAUGUUUGGCAUGCAAUCACAGGAUAUUGGGGUGGGGUCCGCCCUGGGGUUAAGGAGAUGGAAGAAUACGAGUCACUGAUGAAGUACCCUAAUGUGUCUAAAGGAGUUGUGGAAAAUGAGCCGGUGUGGAAGAGUGACCCUAUGAAGGUGCAAGGGUUAGGGCUAGUGAACCCAAAGAGUGUGUACAAGUUCUACAAUGACUUGCAUAGUUAUUUGGCUUCUAAUGGGAUUGAUGGGGUUAAGGUGGAUGUCCAAUGCAUCUUAGAGACCUUAGCCACAGGGUUCGGUGGUCGUGUGGAGCUCACUAGACAAUACCACCAGGCUCUCGAUGCUUCUGUGGCUAGGAACUUUCCCGACAAUGGUUGCAUCGCCUGCAUGAGCCACAACACCGAUGCAUUGUACUGCUCAAAACAAACCGCGAUUGUCAGAGCAUCAGAUGAUUUUUACCCACGAGAUCCCGUGUCACAUACCAUCCAUAUUGCAGCCGUGGCUUACAACAGUGUUUUCUUAGGAGAGUUUAUGCUACCUGAUUGGGACAUGUUCCAUUCAGACCACCCUGCUGGUGAAUAUCAUGGUUCAGCUAGAGCUAUCAGUGGUGGACCAAUCUAUGUCAGUGAUGCACCAGGAAAGCACAACUUUGAUCUGCUUAGGAAGCUUGUUUUGCCUGAUGGAUCAGUCCUCAGGGCUCGUUUGCCUGGUAGACCAACCCGUGAUUGCUUGUUCAGUGAUCCAGCUAGAGACGGUAUUAGCUUGUUGAAGAUAUGGAACAUGAACAAGUACACUGGGGUGUUAGGAGUGUACAACUGCCAAGGGGCAGCAUGGAGUAGCACCGAGCGGAAAAACACCUUCCAUCCGACCCGACCAGAAGCCAUAACGGGUGUGGUCCGUGGCCGAGAUGUCCACCUCAUAAACGAGGCUGCAGUGGACCCCAGCGACUGGAGUGGGGACUGUGCUGCCUACCGUUACAGGACUGGUGAGGUUAUCACCUUGCCGUACAAUGUAGCUUUGCCUGUGUCCCUCAAAGUCUUGGAAUUUGAAAUUUACACUGUAACACCCAUCAAGGUCUUAGCACCUGGUUUUAGCUUUGCCCCAUUUGGGCUAAUAAAAAUGUUUAAUGCGGGUGGAGCCAUCAACGGGCUAACCUAUCAAGUCAGGAGCGGAGCUCGAGUGGAGAAUGGUAUGACCCAUGGUGAUGAAAUGGUGGGGAAGGUCCAAAUGGAGGUGAAAGGUUGUGGGAUGUUUGGGGCUUACUCUUCAACAAGGCCGAAGAGAUGCCGAGUUGGGUCCGAGGAGAUCGAGUUUGAGUAUGAUUCUGGAUCAGGUUUGGUCACCUUGAGUUUAGAUCAAAUGCCAGAUGAGAGUAAGGAACUUCACAUUGUUGAGGUUGAGUUAUGAGUUUGUACUUUGUAGUAGUGCUAUAUUCUUUUUCCCUUUGCUCUCCUCAUAUGUGAAAAUGUUGGAGGUGCACAAUAGUGAGGGAUCUAUUCUUCUGCUCAAAAGCAAGGAUGUAAACUUUCUUGUUACUAAAUUAUUGUAAGAUUAUACUCUGAUUAUGGAGGAUACUUAUAGUUAUGAAAUUGGCAACUCAAAUGCUCCUGUUACUCUGUUAGACAUUA
Beta vulgaris subsp. vulgaris (sugar beet) is the source of this 2870-nucleotide messenger RNA. RefSeq names its product probable galactinol--sucrose galactosyltransferase 6. The coding region runs from base 49 to 2649 and encodes 866 amino acids. Lineage: Eukaryota; Viridiplantae; Streptophyta; Magnoliopsida; Caryophyllales; Amaranthaceae. The transcript has 5 exons. The record is from RefSeq and is a predicted model, not a curated record.